Messenger RNA from Pleuronectes platessa (European plaice), 5843 nucleotides. RefSeq names its product complement component 1, q subcomponent-like 3b (gene c1ql3b). NCBI's taxonomy places the organism in Eukaryota, Metazoa, Chordata, Actinopteri, Pleuronectiformes, Pleuronectidae. Bases 4550 to 5350 code for a protein of 266 amino acids. The transcript has 2 exons. The record is from RefSeq and is a predicted model, not a curated record. Gene Ontology annotation, molecular function: protein binding.
ACAGAAAUAUGAAAAUGUGUGCUCUCUGAUACCGUGGACGAUCUCUCUAACACAACUUGUGUUUCUCCUCCCCGCGGCUUCUCGGUGGAGUUUGACACCGCUGCUCAGUCCGUCUCCUGGUCGACGAGUUCCCCUGAGUCACCAGAGGCUCGUGCCAACUGGAGGGAAAGAGCCUGACCGCUAACAAGUGUUCACUGACUCAUAGCACCACAGUAUGUCCCUCUGUGUGUGUGAGUGUGUGUGAGUGUGUGUGUGUCUCUACAUACUAUUCUAUUAUAUACUAUUCUAUUUCUCACUUUGCACCCAUCCCACAGAAAACGUGUUCUUCUUCCAAAAGAUCAUGUACUUCGGCUGUAACAAAGAUACGUGUAAAAGAUAAAAGUACCAAGAGGAAAAUAAAUCGAUAAGAAUGAAAAAGUGUUUUCUGUCUUUAGGGGAACUUAUAAAAAUAAUUUACAAUAUUUCUGAAAUCCUGUGAUUCAGAAAUCCCCCAGACAUUUUCUCGGAGGGGCUGCACGCGAGAACGCAGAUGCCUGAACCGGUGGCUCCGAACAUGUUACCAGUCCCCAAGUAAAAUGUCAGGGAAAUUCACAGCGUGCGUGUGGGUGAGUUGAUGACACACAACAGACACACAACCAAAAAAAAAACAACCAAAAGAAUAUAGAUAUAUGAGGAUGAAAAAGCGGAGCCUUACACACAAAAAGACACUAAUUAAGAUGUCAGGUAUAAACGAGAUUUGAAAGCUUUCGUUGAUGAGGUCCCAUGCCACUAACGAUUGAUACAGGAAUUGAUGCCUCCUGCGUUUUCUACCAGGACACCCCCGCUCGCCAGGAUGUUCAGGAUAUUUUUCCUGUUGUUGUUUCCGUGUGUCUUAGAUGGACAAUGUCUAGCUGCGUUCUUCAUCUAUGAAAGUGUCCUUUGUGAGGUUGUGUCUGAAAACUGCUUCUGCCUGCUGUUUGGUAACGUACAGUGAGUUUCUAGAGCAGCCAACAGGCUUCAGCAGACGAUUAUCUUCAGAAACGCCAAGAGACAAAACCAGAUCAACGAGCUGAAAGAUUCUAAAAGGCUUCAUAGAGCUGUCCGAUCACUUUACCAAUUAGGGCCGAUGAAAGGUCAUAGGAUGUUAUUUAACUCCUCCUUUCCCCAACAAUAACAAAGACAAAAGCUAAAUAGGGAACAAGAGACAACGAUCCCUGACACUGCUUGACGCUUUGUUUGUUUGCGUCACACGGAUGAUUGGUCCUAAAUUUCCUGGUAAACGCAGGCAUCGCGUCUGCCUCUCUCUCAUCUGGAUUCUAUUCAAAGAGGCAUCUCAGACAAAGACACUGAAUAGUCUUCAUUCAAAAAAUGUAAUCAUUUCUUGUCUCUGUCUCCUGGGAAACUCAGGGGCUUGAAGAAGAAAGAGAAAAUCUCGGUCACAGUGCCAUAACAGUACACACACUUAAAUAUAAUCACACUCCGACCUGUAAAUUGCUCGAAACAUGAAUAGACUGCGCCCUGCUAACGCGUCACAGAGACGUUCUGUCCUUGAUCAGGCUCGGUAGCUUAAUGGUGCCCCGGUAAUGUUACAAAUAUCCGUCCUCAGGUUUGAGUCUGUCUGUUUUCCAUCGAAUGUACACGUCUUAACCUUCCCCUCCCUUGUUGGACAAUUGGCUUGUACAUUGAAUCCCCAUUAAGAUUUAUAGAGGUGUCUCUGCCCCUCCAGCCUCCGUACGACAAAUCAAUAAAAUAAAUAAAAAGAUCAAAUCAAAUCUGAGCUCCGUCCAUUGAUUCUUUGGAGAAUGUGUCAUUUCCACCAACUUGACAGCUGAUGAUGAAACAGACGUCUUAACCUUGAUCAUUUGUAGGAACGUGUGUAUAUCAUUAUUUGUCUUGCUUAUAUCCUCGUGUGAUGAGCCGUUCGGUCAGUGACAUGAAGGAAAACACAUUAUGAUACAGCUGUAUGAUGAACGUUUGAAAUGUUAGGUUUCUCUCUUUAUGCCCUGCUAAUUAAUAUGUGUCUUGUUCGAAUGGGAUUUAUUGAUUAAAAUGUUAAUUAAUGAUCAAAUAUAACUAAACUUUGUGAUAAGCCAGAUAAAAUCAAUUAACACAGAUUUGUGGCUAUGAAACGGUUGAUUUGAAUGUUUAUUAAAGGUUCAGUGUGUAGGAUUUAGGUGAAAUGGUUCUAUUGGCCGAAAUUGAAUACAAAAAAAACCUAGUGAUGUUUUCAGAAAUGUGUUUUCAUCUAAAGGAGAAUGUCCCCUCUAUGUUUAAAUACUUUAUAUUUACAUCGUAAGCGGGUCCUCUCUACGGAGGCCGCCAUCUGAAGGCUUCCACAGGUUCUCUCUCAUGUUUGGAUGGGGAGGGUAAGUGGAGGGGUAUUCAACUGCAACGUGCAACUUCACCACUAGAUGUCACUAAAUUCUACACACCGAACCUUUAAGAUUAAAUAUUCUGGAGAAGAACGCUGCCAUUUUAAAGCCAGAGUACCAAAAAAAAAAGGGAAAUUAGACUUAAGCAAACAUCAGUGAGAACCUAAAAUGGGAGAAACCAUGUUUAAGACAAAUGUAUUUGACGUGUUCUUUGACUCUUAGCUUGGCCCAUAUAACAUGUUAACGUGGAGGAGGGACUAUUGACCUAUACUGCAGCCAGCCACCAGGGGGCGAUCAAGAUGCUUAGGCUUCACUUUUCGGGAGCUGUCAUUGCGUCCAUCUUAAUUUUUAGUCUUAUCUGUAUUGGAAUGAUGUGAAAAACUAGUUCCCUACUUGGAAACUAAUCUUGGAAGGUGGACGACGUUGCUGACGUCUUCAGUUAUAAACCAAUCCCCACACUUUCUUUAUAACCAGCUUGAAAUAGCAGCUUCUUAUGUCAACUCAUCAAAUGUUGCACGUUUGAUUACCUGCAAACUGUGAACGUCUCUAACAAGCACCUAACAGCAGACUUUUGAGCCAAUACACACGCUUCUGAUUCAAGUCUUUAAUUAUUUAUUUGCCUUCACAUCUGUUUAUUUUCCUUUGCUCUUAUAUGUAAACGAAAGAUGUGUCAAGGUGUUGUGUAGCUCACUCAACACAUUUAGGUUAAUAUUCACGUUUUUCCAAGAUUGCGAAGCACGUGAACACAAAGUCGGGACAACGACGGUCACAUAAAUGCUCAGUGUAGUACACAACAAAACACUUGUGAUAGAAUAGAAAUCCUUAAUAUUUGUUGUCAAAUUAUACUUCUUUUGUUAUAAUUAAAGUCCUUUUAACUAAAUCUUUUCAACUGUUCCACCAGUUCUGUCUGGAACUUUUUUUAGUCCUGCAUGAUUCAACAAAACGCCUCGUUCCAUUUGAACCUCCAUAGCAUCUCAUUCACUCUGCAAUCAGCCCCCCCCCCUCCUCUUGUCCUCCUCCCAAACAAAACAAGACCAUCCGUGUUUUUCCUUCCUGUUCAUCUAUCUCUCCACCUGUGCCAUCGACACAGAGUGACAGCCUCUGCAUUCAUGAGCAUAUCAUCAUCUGCCCUCCUCCCCGCCAAUUAGCCUUUCAUCGCUCAAGCCACCGUGGGUUUUAUCUGAACAAGACAUUUGCUUUAAAUUUAAAAAAAAUCAAUACGGACUCUUUGGAUUGUUCCAACAAAUCAAUUAAUAUUUAUUCAAUCCACUUAUUACAAUAUUACAACCCACAAUUGAUAUAUUUUUGUAACCUACAGCUAAUGAUGGUAGAUUCCCUCAGGUAAUUAAGUGGUCUCAUCCUAUUUCCCUCUAAAUGCCUCAGCAUUCAGUCAUCUCAUCUCUGUGUGAAGUCAUCCUUCACUGCCAGCUCCUAGUGACUCCCCCCUUCCUCUCAGUGGCUCUAUAGAUUUUCUCCAAAUGAUAAAUUGGACACAAGGAGCCACUAAGGUGUGACCAGGUGCCAAAGGAGUAUAGCUUUUUCUCCUAAUGGGCUUAAUUAUGCUCAAGACCUUUAAGAUCUGUUUGGAUAACUGCUAAUAACCUUUUGGGGGAUGUGGUCUUAGGAAAAGUAAUAUACAGCGUUAAAAGCCCUGUUCAAAUGAAGAUGUCGCUUCCUCCAACACAUACAUACAAUAACAGUUUCGUUUGGAAGCUUGAAAGUUGCAUCGAUGUUGGUAUGUGGCUCACUUUCUCUCGUUUGAUUAAAGAAAUGCACGGUUUCUAACCCAUCCAUCACCUCCACCCCUCCCCUCUCUCCCCAAACACUGAAACGGGUAACGCUUAAUUUCGAGCCCACUCUCUCCCGUGGCACCGAGGCGAGCAGAAACUUGUGCAGCUGACUUUGUGCUGCACGAUCCCUCCGAGCCGAUUGUUUGUUUUGCUCCUCGCAGCAAGUCUUUUUUCUGUCGUGUUUCUUUGCGGUGACAGAGUGGAGAUGAACCAGUUGGACGGAUGUUGUAGCGCGUAAAAAUUGUGGAUGGUUACUUUUGCGCAUCAACAUUUCAAGGAGUAUUUUGUCUCCAGAAGUUGCAGCGCAGCACAAGAACGAGUCCGAUUCUUCUCUCUGCAAACAUACCGCCCGCAAGCAGGCUGGAAGACCACCGACUCCGGAGAACGCCGCGAUUCCGCAGAGCGCAGAUGAUCGCAACUGGUGUUUGUGGCGUCGCGCUGGUGCUGGUGUUGGUGGUUCUGAUCCCCGUCGUGGUGAACUCCGCCGGGAGCCCUGCCCGGUACGAGAUGCUCGGAUCAUGUCAAAUGGUGUGCGACUCCCACGGGACCGCAGCCACGGCCACGGUCAAAACGACCAACCCGAUCAAAGACAACCGCCUGGUCCAGUCGCUUCCGACGUUCGUCCAAGGUCCUCAAGGAGAGCCGGGGCGCUCCGGGAGGAUGGGUCCCAGGGGUCCGGUCGGCGAGCCCGGACCACCGGGACCUGCUGGUCAGCCCGGGGAAAGAGGGGUACCGGGCCCGCCGGGUCCACCCGGAGACCCCGGAGCAAAUGGCCCCAACGGUGCCAUCAGUGCUGCCACUUACAACACAGUGCCAAAGAUAGCAUUUUACGCAGGACUGAAGAAGCAGCAUGAGGGAUAUGAAGUGCUGAAAUUCGACGACGUUGUCACAAACCUGGGGAACCACUACGAUCCAUCUUCAGGAAAAUUCACCUGCUCAAUACCGGGGAUUUACUUCUUUGUUUACCAUGUGCUGAUGCGAGGCGGGGAUGGAACCAGCAUGUGGGCUGACCUCUGUAAAAACAACCAGGUGAGAGCCAGCGCCAUCGCCCAGGACGCCGACCAGAACUACGACUACGCCAGCAACAGCGUUGUCCUGCACCUGGAGCCCGGGGACGAGAUUUACAUUAAACUGGACGGCGGGAAGGCGCACGGGGGCAACAACAACAAGUACAGCACGUUCUCCGGCUUCAUGUUGUACGCUGAUUGAAACAUGGAGACGCCGCGCGGUGGGAGGGCAUCCACUCUGCACAUAGCUUUUUGCUUCAUUGCUCAGUCUCGGUUCAAUGUCGGUUGGAUUAUUAGAGACAGAGCUCACCAUUUCCAUAUUGCAAAACGACCCAAGGAUGAAGUGGAGGAAGGCAUGCGGAGAAAAUAAAAAAAAGAGUAAAGGACUGUACUUAGCAAUAGUGACGCUCUCCCAGUGUAAUCACAGGAUAGGGAGAGUGAAUCUUAAUUUGUACAUUGUUGAAAAUGUUCCCUUGUCAGACUGAUUUGCGCACUUUGAAUGAACUCUCGCUUUACAACUUCAGUUUGCUGACAUGUCAAACAUACUGUAGCUGCCGUGGUAACACAUACUGAGUGACUGUAGUUUAAAAGCUCAAUGUAUUGGCCUCUUUAGCAUUGAAUUGUAGAUGCUAAAAUGAUACUCACAUAAUCACCACUCUGUUCUCAGCGUUGUUAGUCCCACGUGUGUGCUUUAU